UGACCCUGUGGCAGCCCCCACGGCCCACUCCCAUGAGUCCUGGGCCUGUGAGGAGCCUUGGAGAGGCUCUGUGCUCUCCCUCACCCAGAGCUGAACCCCCUCUGCAGUGUCCCUGUCUGCUGGAGUGUGGCCAGGGAUGAGGAGCUCACUUCCUCACCAAGCUACCUCUCUGGUUGCCAGAACUGAGAUUUCCCUUCAUGACAUCUCUGCCCUUCCAUCCUUAUUCUGUCCUCUGAGUCACCCCCGGAAUAAGGCAGCCCCCCUUCCACAUGAUGUUUGGAGAUAUCGUUUUAUCCUCCCCUCCCCCAGGGCUCCUCUUCUCAGGGCCGACUCUUUACUCCUUCAAAGCAGCACCCCGAGUUCGAGCCGCUGUGCCAGGCCCUGCUUCUCUCUAUGUUGAGCCCCCUCACACCACCCUUGGCCAGACCUGGCUGUGAUCUCGGCACAUUCCUCCCAUCUUAUCGGUGCCAUGGUUUCUGUGCCACCUGUCAUCACCCAUGGGGCUCCGUGCCCAGGCCAGGGGCAUCGCUGACCCCGCCCUCCUCCCCCUUGGAACCACAGUUGUGGGCGGGGGUGGGGAGGAGGGCUUUGAGCUCAGUACGUCAUGGAAAGUUGCCAGGGCCUGAGGACAGGGACAGGAACAACCCGAUGGCAGCAACAGUGGUAGUGGCAGGAUGGGGGGGUCAGGGGGAGGACGUGUUUACGGAUCCAGGGUAUUGGGCUGGAAGCAGCUGGGAGCAGGCCUGGGGACGUGGGGAGUCAGGGUCAAAGGCCCAGCCAUCUCCAGCUCUGGUUGGACAAAGACCACUCCUGUCCAGGCUCCUACCCCUUAGGAGAGCCGGGGCUCUGGGAGGGAGCAGGGGCCGAGGCCCUGGCAGUCGGGGGGAUGCUGAGCUGGCUGGAGGAGGUCGCAGAGCCCAAUGGGACUCUGAGCCCUGGGUCCCGGGAUGCCGAGGGCCAGGGCCCUGGGAGGGCUCCCUCUCCCAGCCCUCGAGACUCGAUGGCCUCAGAGGACUUAGAGAUGUUUGUGCUGGACCUUGAGGACUGUGACCUGUGGGAGUCCACCAGGGGCUAUCUGAGCCCCAUGGCAGGGGGACGAGCUUGUCACCGGCUGGAGGACAACCCCGGCAUGCGGCGGCACCUGGUGAAGAAGCCGUCCCGGUCGCAGGGUGGGAGGGGCAGUCCUGGGGGCGUGGCUCCCAUCCUGCGCAGAAAGAAGAAGAAGAAGAAGUUGGAUCGGAGGCCUCAUGAGGUGUUUGUGGAGCUGAACGAGCUGAUGCUGGACCGCAGCCAGGAGCCCCACUGGCGGGAGACGGCGCGCUGGAUCAAGUUUGAAGAGGACGUGGAGGAGGAGACGGAGCGCUGGGGGAAGCCCCACGUGGCCUCCCUGUCCUUCCGCAGCCUCCUGGAGCUCAGGAGGACCAUCGCCCAUGGAGCUGCGCUCCUGGACCUGGAGCAGACCACUCUGCCAGGCAUCGCACAUCUGGUGGUGGAGACCAUGAUUGUGUCCGACCAGAUCCGGCCAGAGGACAGGGCCAGUGUCCUGCGUACCCUGCUGUUGAAGCACAGCCAUCCCAAUGAUGACAAGGACAGUGGCUUCUUUCCCCGAAACACGUCCAGCUCCAGCAUGAACUCUGUCCUGGGCAAUCACCACCCCACCCCCAGCCACGGUCCUGAUGGGGCGGUGCCUACCAUGGCUGAUGACCUGGGGGAGCCAGCCCCACUCUGGCCUCAUGACCCUGAUGCUAAGGAGAAGCCCCUCCACGUGCCUGGGGGAGACGGUCACCGGGGGAAAAGCCUGAAGCUGCUGGAGAAGAUCCCUGAAGACGCUGAGGCUACUGUGGUGCUCGUGGGCUGUGUGCCUUUCCUAGAGCAGCCAGCAGCAGCUUUUGUGCGACUGAAUGAGGCUGUACUCUUGGAGUCUGUGCUCGAGGUCCCCGUGCCAGUUCGCUUCCUCUUCGUGAUGCUGGGGCCCCGCCACACCAGCACUGACUAUCAUGAGCUUGGGCGCUCCAUUGCCACCCUCAUGUCUGACAAGCUGUUUCAUGAGGCUGCCUACCAGGCAGACGACCGGCAGGACCUCCUGAGUGCCAUCAGCGAGUUCCUAGACGGCAGUAUUGUGAUCCCGCCGUCCGAGGUAGAGGGCCGGGACCUACUGCGCUCCGUAGCUGCCUUCCAGCGAGAGCUGCUGAGGAAGCGGCGAGAGCGCGAACAGACCAAAGUUGAUAUGACCACCCAGGGAAGCUAUGCGGCCCCUGGGAAAGAGCUGUCGGUGGAGUUGGGGGUCUCUGAGGCGACCCCUGAAGAUGACCCCCUGCUGCGAACUGGCUCAGUAUUCGGGGGACUUGUCCGGGAUGUGAAGCGCCGGUACCCGCACUACCCAAGUGACCUGCGCGAUGCCCUGCACUCCCAGUGCGUGGCAGCCGUGCUCUUCAUCUACUUUGCUGCCCUCAGCCCUGCCAUCACCUUCGGGGGGCUGCUAGGGGAGAAGACUGAGGGGCUGAUGGGCGUGUCCGAGCUGAUCGUGUCCACGGCUGUGCUUGGAGUCCUCUUCUCUCUGCUGGGGGCCCAGCCACUGCUUGUGGUUGGCUUCUCAGGGCCACUGCUGGUCUUCGAAGAAGCUUUCUUCAAGGUGACAGCCCUGCCCUUUCCCUCUCCAGGGAUCACUUGCCCUUCCCCCAGUUCCUCAGUCCAGUUCUGCCAAUCCCAGGACCUGGAAUACCUCACUGGCCGGGUGUGGGUUGGACUCUGGCUGGUGGUCUUCGUUCUUGCCCUGGUGGCCGCUGAGGGCAGCUUCCUGGUCCGCUACAUCUCGCCUUUUACCCAGGAGAUCUUUGCCUUCCUGAUCUCUCUCAUUUUCAUCUACGAGACCUUCCAUAAGCUGUACAAGGUGUUCACGGAGCACCCACUGCUGCCAUUCUACCCCCCUGAGAGGGGACCGGAGGCUGGGCUGGACCUGAAUGGGAGUGUCCUGUUUCCCACUGAGGGGCCGCCAGGCCCGAGGAACCAGCCCAACACGGCUCUGCUGUCCCUCAUCCUCAUGCUCGGGACCUUUCUCAUCGCCUUCUUCCUACGCAAGUUCAGGAACAGCCGCUUCCUGGCCGGCAAGGCUCGCCGCAUCAUUGGGGAUUUCGGCAUCCCCAUCUCCAUUCUGGUGAUGGUCUUGGUGGAUUACUCCAUUACAGAUACCUACACACAGAAGCUGACCGUGCCCACGGGGCUCUCGGUGACCUCCCCCCAUAAGCGUACAUGGUUCAUCCCACCCCUGGGCAGUGCCCGUCCUUUCCCGCCCUGGAUGAUGGUGGCAGCCGCUGUUCCUGCCCUCCUGGUCCUCAUCCUGAUCUUCAUGGAGACACAAAUCACUGCGCUCAUUGUCAGCCAGAAGGCGCGAAGGCUGCUCAAAGGCUCCGGCUUUCACCUGGACCUUCUGCUGAUUGGCUCCCUGGGAGGGCUCUGUGGGCUGUUUGGGUUGCCUUGGCUCACAGCCGCCACCGUCCGCUCAGUCACCCAUGUCAAUGCACUGACUGUUAUGCGCACUGCCAUUGCGCCUGGCGAGAAGCCCCAGAUCCAGGAGGUGCGGGAGCAGCGGGUCACCGGAGUGCUCAUUGCCAGCCUCGUGGGUCUGCCCAUCCUUGCAGGGCUGUGUGAGAGGUCAGGUAGGUCUGUGUCGCCUCCUCCAGGCCUGUCCAUUGUCAUGGGGGCUGUGCUGCGACGGAUCCCAUUGGCCGUGCUCUUUGGGAUUUUCCUGUACAUGGGGGUCACGUCACUGUCCGGCAUUCAGCUCUCCCAGCGUCUGUUGCUCAUCUUCAUGCCGGCAAAACACCAUCCUGAGCAGCCUUACGUGACCAAGGUGAAGACGUGGCGGAUGCACCUGUUCACUUGCAUCCAGCUGGGCUGCAUCGCACUGCUCUGGGUAGUCAAGUCCACGGCGGCCUCGCUCGCCUUUCCCUUCCUGCUGCUGCUCACGGUGCCUCUGAGGCGUUGCCUUCUGCCCAGGCUCUUCCAGGACAGGGAGCUGCAGGCGCUGGACUCGGAAGAUGCUGAACCGAACUUCGAUGAGGAUGGCCAGGAUGAGUACAAUGAGCUGCACAUGCCCGUGUGAUCCUCCUCCAACGCGGUGCACCUCAGAGACCCCGACACCUUAGUGGCCGAGACCUGGGCCCCUGUCAGAGCCCAGCUCCAGGGCCAGCGGGCUCCUCGCGACCCAGAGACAUGCCUGGAACCACUACUGAUGCCACGGCCAGAGGGGCCCUCUGACUCUGCCCAGGGCUCUGACCUUAUCUCACCCAGGCCCUUUCACAGACCAGACCGGCACAGGCUUUGAGCUCAUUAUAACCACACUCCUUGUCUUGUGUCUGCCUCA
This is a messenger RNA of Hipposideros armiger (great roundleaf bat), 4363 nucleotides long. RefSeq names its product solute carrier family 4 member 3 (gene SLC4A3). Gene Ontology annotation, cellular component: plasma membrane. Gene Ontology annotation, molecular function: monoatomic anion transmembrane transporter activity; solute:inorganic anion antiporter activity. The coding region runs from base 887 to 4102 and encodes 1071 amino acids. The record is from RefSeq and is a predicted model, not a curated record. NCBI's taxonomy places the organism in Eukaryota, Metazoa, Chordata, Mammalia, Chiroptera, Hipposideridae. The transcript is spliced from 18 exons. Gene Ontology annotation, biological process: bicarbonate transport; monoatomic anion transport; transmembrane transport.